Molecule: messenger RNA, 181 nt
Organism: Cetraspora pellucida
Lineage: Eukaryota; Fungi; Glomeromycota; Glomeromycetes; Diversisporales; Gigasporaceae
Source: the annotation of a GenBank genome assembly
UGAUCAGAAGAAAAUCAUUAAAAGAGCUCUUAAAGAACUUGUGAAUUAUCCAACAAUCUCUAAUAGAACAAUUGCAAAAAGAUUUGGCAUUUCUGAGGCAACCUUAAGACAUGUUAUAAAAAAUAAAGAUUCUUUAAAUUGUCCGGGACCUGCUAAAGUUUUAACUGACUAUAAAGAAUAA